AUGAUAAGUGAAGGUGAUGGAAAACCAAUUAAAAAACCUGUUCCACUUCCGAGGAAAAGUUUAUUGAAACAAAAUAAAAAUUCUUUAAAAGAAACCCUUUUAAGUAAAGAUGAAAAGAAUAACGGUUUAUUCAAAGAAAAGGAAGAAAAAAAUUUUGUUAGAGACGACUGGAAAUCAGCAUCAGAAAGUUUCGUUUUUGAAAAAAAACGUUUAAUGAAAAGCGAAGUCAAUAAAUUUGAAAAAUCUGUUAGAAAUAUCAUAUCAAGGAGGAAAUCAGGGCACACAAAGUCUUUAAAUAUUGCUCCUAAAAGUGAGCUCACCAGAAGUGAUUCCUUACCAGACAACAGCAUAUUUUGUAACAUUUCAUUUAAUUCACCCUUGGCAGAAGGCAGUAUUAUACAUAGUGAUAAAGUAGAUGGAUGUGUUGAUAAAAAUUAUUAUGAAAAUAAAGUGACACAUCCUCCAAAUUAUCCCCCUCCUGAUCCCCCAGAUGAAUCAAUUUACGAUCAAAUGAAAAUUGUCGAUUUUCCAAACUUGCAUUCGGACUUUUCCUACAUCUCCAACAAUUCAUCAAGUUCUAUUUCCACUGGAUCAGACUGCAUGACUCCUUGUGAUUUUGAUUCAAAUAGGGAAAUUUCCAAAUAUGAUUUAUCAUUAGUUCCUGGACCCAAAAAUGUUAAUAACCGAUAUGAAAUUGUGGGCAAUAGUGCAAUUAAAAAUUGUUCAGAUGAAGAAAAUAGUUCAUUGAAUCAAUCACCUACACCUUCUGAAACAGAAAAAUGCUGUUCCGAAGUUGCUGAUUGUAUUAAAAACAAUGCAAAGCCAUUUAAUUCACAAAUUAAAUAUAUAAUUCAUUUAUUCGAUCCACUUCAAGACAAUAAAUUGAAUGUUAGUGAUAAUACAUUAGACUUAUUGUAUAGUGAGAGUACAUUAAAAUUGAAAACUUCCGAUUCAUGUUUUAUCGACUCGAAAGAAUCAGAACCUGCAAAUCAUACCAAAGAUGCAGAACACAUCAAAAUGAAAACUCAAAAUAUUAUCCCUCCAAAUUUAAAGGAAGGGCAUUAUGGAAAAAUUAAAAAACCAUCUAGUUCAAGCAUAGAAUUACCAUCAGUUCAACCUAAUAUUGAACCCCCACCAAUCCCACCUAGAAAUUUUCCACCUAGAAGUUUAUCAGAAAGUCUUGAAAAUAAAAAGGAAUCAUCGAGAGAGGUUAAAUCAAAGUCUACCGUUAUAAAAAAUGAAAAAGAAAUUAGUAAUGCCUUGGAGGAGAAGCAUAAAUCAUCUGAUGUCAUGCAGUGGUCAAGUUUGAAAAGGGUUGCUAAAAAAGUGGCUGAUAAUAUUGAACACAGAACUAGUUAUCUGUCAUUAAGUGGAAAAAAAAUUAAUAAAAAUUCAGAUGAGGAAUUUCCUACAAAAUCAUUAUCGAAAGUAAAAUCAUUUUCUGGCAUUGGAAAUUUAUGCCAACUUCCUCAAAAUUUUUCUAAACACAGUGGAAUCAUGUACAGGCCUGGAGGGAUUGAAAGGUGGGGUGUUUUAUCACAGAGGAAGUUGACAUUAUUUGCGAAUAAAGAUAGUCCUGAUGUUAAAGAAACGGUGCCAAUGGAUAAUGUUCUUUCUAUUCAAGCCACCCUAAAUAAAAUUAGUAAUAAUGAAACGUUAGGAAUUUACUGUUUUGAAAUAUCUGUGGCUUCGAGGAAUCAGUUGCUAUUGUUUGGAGUUCCAUCGAUAUCAGAAAGACACAUUUGGAUGAGAAAACUAUUGGAAAGUAUUGGACCUGGAUUUUCAGCCAAACUUAGCAUGGAUUACACAAAAGCUGGAUGGUGUUUCGCAAAGGAAAGUGUCGCUUGCGUUUGGACGAAAUAUUGCAUUUUGUUACACCACAGAACAUUAUAUUUAUCCUCCGAAUUAGUUCCUAUAAUAGCAGCCGAUCUCAGAAAAGCGAGAAAUAUAACUCUUCAAGUCGAAGGAUUCACGUGUGAGAAAGUCACGGAAAAGGGUCCGUUAAUACUCGUCGAUUUGCAAGAUAAAACUUUGUAUUUGCAAAUGGAUUACGUUCGUGAAACUAAAGCCUGGGAACUUGCCAUAACGGCAGCCGCACUUAAAAACGGUCCUUCUUUGUGCGAACAACAAUUAACCAAAGAUGACGUGCCCACGAUUGUGGAUAAAUGUUUGAAUUUCGUUCAUACGCAAGGUGUUUUUUCCGAAGGUAUAUACAGGAGAAACGGAUCGAACAGAGCCGUGAGUCAAUUGCUCGCAUCCUUUCGAUGCAACGCAUGGUCCGUUCAAUUGAGCAGAGAUGAAUAUACGGAAUUUGACGUGUCGUCCGUUUUGAAAAGGUUUUUCAGGGAUUUACCGGAGCCUUUACUCGUACCGGAAAUUCAAGAAGAUCUCGGAAAGAUUUUAGCUUUUACGAACGUGAAGGAAAAAAUAGAAGAGUACAAAAACACGCUUAAAAAGUUGCCUUCAAUAAAUUAUUUAACGGCUCGAAGACUUUUGUGUCAUUUGCAUUUCAUCGACAAAUUGAAAGAGAAAAAUUUAAUGGGAGCGGAAAAUUUAGCCGCCAUUUGGGGUCCGACCAUUUUGCAAGUUCAGGAACAAGUUUCUCUCGGUUCCGACUGUUUCAAAAUGGAAACGUUGAUCGUGAAUAAUUUAAUUUGUUUUUACCCGGAAAUAUUCGACGUGAAGGAGGAGGAAGUUGAAAAAGAAAUGAAAAUAUUGAAAAUGUUGGAAAGUUAUCACACGAACAGCAACAGCCUUAAUAAAAAACCAUCGGGAGAACUUAAAAUUUGGGUUUAUUUGUAUUCGCAUAAGAACACGGAUAAUUGCGUUAACAUAUCGAUAAAUCCACAGAAAACGGCCGAAGAAGUUUGCAAAGAAUUAAGUGCUAAAACAAACGAAUCUCUUCAUUCACUCUGCCUGGAAGAAGUUAUUUGCAGCGGUCAUUUGUCGCGUCCGCUGAAUCAUUCCGAAAAAGUACUGGACACGGUACUGAGGUGGAGUUAUUGGGAAGAAAGCGACAGAAAAGACAAUUGUUUGGUAUUGACGAAAAACGAUUUGUUUCAACAAGUCGUGAAAUAUUCAAAAUUUCCCGUUAUAGUGAGCGAAGAAUUGAAAUUCGCAGAUCAAAAAUCAAAAACUUUUAAAACUUGCCUCUUCGAAUUUAGUCAAGCGAAAUUAAUUUGUUACAAGGAUAAAAUGUGUUCUCAGAAGAUUGGAGAAUGGAAAAUCGAAGAUAUCGUCUGGUAUUUCGGUCACGAACCUAAAAGAAUACCCAACGCAAAAUGGUCGAUAACUUUUAUAGAAAAAAAUUCGAUGGCUCCACGUACGAAAGAAAAAAUAUAUUUCGGUAAUACCAUUUGCGGUUCUUCGGAAGAGCAAAAAUUAAAAUUAAUAACCGCCAUGUUGACGGCGCAAUAUUCGAAAGACAUAUUACCGAUUCCUAAUCUCAUGGAGUGA
Pediculus humanus corporis (human body louse) is the source of this 3456-nucleotide messenger RNA. RefSeq lists its product as uncharacterized. Bases 1 to 3456 code for a protein of 1151 amino acids. Gene Ontology annotation, biological process: signal transduction. The transcript has 8 exons. The record is from RefSeq and is a predicted model, not a curated record. NCBI's taxonomy places the organism in Eukaryota, Metazoa, Arthropoda, Insecta, Psocodea, Pediculidae.